AUGGGAGGAAUAGUGUGGGAAUGCCUUCUGUUAUCGGUUAAAGGCGAACUGUAUCUACCUUUGGGUGCCGCAUUGGCGACGAAUAGGACGAAGUGGAGAAUUGGCCGCGACUUCAAUGAUCUCAAACUGAAGAAAAACAUAAGUCUAGGAAAAGGCGAUCCGUUCGGCGAAUUCAAUUUGGGCUCAACUAUUGUCCUCGUAUUCGAAGCGCCGAAGAAUAUCGAGUUUGACAUUAAAAGCGGACAAAAGAUAAAAUACGGACAACUCAUCAGUCGGUUUGAGAAACAAAUAAACGCAUCAAAAGGAGCUUAGAUUCUGACGUGUUUUACAAUAGAUAUAUAAAUAUUGUUUAGCCAAAUGUUUGCCUUAAUAUUAGUCAACAAAACCCGUGAAUUCUGU
Molecule: messenger RNA, 399 nt
Organism: Medioppia subpectinata
Lineage: Eukaryota; Metazoa; Arthropoda; Arachnida; Sarcoptiformes; Oppiidae
Source: the annotation of a GenBank genome assembly